Messenger RNA from Coffea eugenioides, 2205 nucleotides. RefSeq lists its product as uncharacterized. Bases 537 to 1943 code for a protein of 468 amino acids. NCBI's taxonomy places the organism in Eukaryota, Viridiplantae, Streptophyta, Magnoliopsida, Gentianales, Rubiaceae. The record is from RefSeq and is a predicted model, not a curated record. The transcript is spliced from 4 exons.
CGAUUUCCCAAAUAGCAGGAGGAGGAGCCGCCCUGGACUGGGAGGAAGAAAAAGAGAUUUUGUGGUAGGGCAAAGUGGGGGGACUUUCGUUUUCUAGUAUCCUGUUCCCAAAGGCUAAGGGGAGAACCAGAGAAGAGGUCAUGAUCCGUCAUCACAAUGAUCUUUCAAUAAUUAAUAAUGUUAGCUAUUAGUACUAUUCUGGAAGAACCGUGCUUUCUCAUUCACCACCCUUUCUCUUCCCUGCCCUUCCGUUAAGACUCCAAUGAAUUCUGACAAUUAAUUAAAUUAAACUAUGAUCAUCAACAAUACCAUAUCGGUUCAUUGUCACAAUAAUUUAUUCGAAUGACCAGAGUUCGUUACAGCUGUCUCCCCAUGCCUUUUGCUUCCUGCCUUCAAAUCUCCUCCUCGCUUUAGGGUUUCUUCUGCUCCUUCUGCCUUUUCACCUGAAUUGCUGCUCGUGAAUUAUCGCUUGAGGUUUUAUGGUGAUUGAGGGAAUAUUUACUACUGGUUGGGCAGGUUGUUGAUGUUGUAUAAUCAUGCCCGCGUUUACAGCUAUAGCUUUGGAUAGAUUAAUAGAAACAGGGGCUCCAGAAACUAUGGCAGGAGGGAAGAAUGGUCCUGAUGUGAAAGUGGAAGGGAGGAACAGUACCUCGAUUUCCACUUUUGAUAAGGGAGUUACUGCUCCCAGAAGUAAGCUCGAAAAGGCAGUAAGUAUUCCCACUGGGAAGUUGGACACGAGAAAUGAUACAUCAAACGUGACCAUAGAUGGGAAACGUCACUGGGCUCAGAUAUCUCCAGCACUUUAUGCUACUCCCGAACCAACCCCGCUUCCUGAUUCUCCUUCUUCAUUCCCACCAUCACCUUAUAUCAUCAAUCACAAGCGGCGUGGUCCACGACUUCUAAAGAGCUUCUCUCAGGAUGAUGUUGGCACACGCCAUCAAGCUUUAGAUGAGAAAAAGUUGGAUGACGAGGUAAAACAUGCAGAGAGGGAGGUUGCUAGUUCUACACAUGACAAUAAUACUCUUCCAGACAAGGUCAUUGAAUCUCCGGAGGUAUAUGAUGGUGCAUCAACUGUCCAUAGCCCUGUGGAGGAAAAGAGUGUCAAUGGUAUUUCUAACAGGGAACUUGGAAUUAAUGAUUUGGCUAAUCAUUCAGUGGUGGAAAAUAGUAUAUCUAACUCUGCCAUAUUCAGUUUCCAACGAGAUGGUGAGGGUGAUGAUUUCUUCGAUCCCCAAGAAUCAAUGAGUGUCAAGAGCAACGCUGAAAGUGAGACUAAUAGUGUGGUAGAGCGAUCUCUGAAUGUUGCAACUCCAUUGGCAGAAUUUUAUGAUGCUUGGGAAGAACUAUCUUCUGAGACUGGCCCACAGCCUUCUGUACCUGACUUUGAAGCUGAAUUGCGUGAAUUACAAUUGAGUGUGUUGACGGAGUUAGAGAGGCGCAAGCAAGCAGAAGAAUCAUUGAGAAACACCAGAGCCCAGUGGCAGAAGAUUCGAGAAGAAUUAUCUGUCAUAGGUUUGACUCUACCUGUAGAUCUUGUUGCCGCUUCGGAGGAUAUAAAUCCUAUUCGAGAGCUGUCCCUACAGUUUGACCUUGCUCGAUUUGUGUCAAAUUCUAUUGGGAGAGGAACUGCCAAGGCUGAGGUUGAGAUGGAGAUGGAGGCUCUAAUGGAGUUGAAAAACUUUGAGAUUGCUCGGUUGUUGGACAGGCUACACUAUUAUGAAGCUGUUAAUAGGGAGAUGUCUCACAGGAAUCAGGAAACAAUAGAGAUAUCAAGGCGUCUUAGGCAAAGAAGGAAGAAAAGGCAGAGGUGGAUUUGGGGAUCAGUUGCUGCUGCUAUAACAGUUGGUGCUGCUGUUUUAGCAUGGUCUUGCUUCCCAACUGGAAAAGGGUCUUCUACAAAUCUCUUGCCUUCUCCUGAGGGUGAUCAUACAUCAGAGAAAUGAGUUUCAAUCCCUAUGUUUAUGCAUGACAUGUUGAGCAAGAGAGGUCACAUAUGUCAUUUUGUGAAUAGCAACAUCUUUGUCCUUUAGUUUCACAUAUCAUUCUCUUUAGCAGGAGAUGUAUAGGUCCUCCAAAAUAAUCUUUAUGCUCAGCUAUGGUUUUAGCUUGCAAUAUGAAAUGGUUGAAUAUGAAAAAAAUAAUACAAGUCAUUACAAAUUUUGAAGUCUGCAAUACAGCAGGGCAAGAUAAUCUCUUUUUCGUUCA